This is a messenger RNA of Anguilla anguilla (European eel), 2156 nucleotides long. Its product is annotated as endonuclease domain-containing 1 protein-like. Gene Ontology annotation, molecular function: metal ion binding; nucleic acid binding; hydrolase activity. The transcript is spliced from 2 exons. Bases 717 to 1634 code for a protein of 305 amino acids. Lineage: Eukaryota; Metazoa; Chordata; Actinopteri; Anguilliformes; Anguillidae. The record is from RefSeq and is a predicted model, not a curated record.
GAAGGGACAACCUUGAAUGAGUUUUAAAGGCUGCUGUACUCUCUGGAGUGCUCUACAUACUGGGGGUCACCUGCUACAAGUAAGAUGCUCAGCCUGAAUCUAUUUAAUGCAGAUGCACCCAGUUUCGGUCCAGUCACACACAGCCUAUAUAAAAGGCUGCCUAAUAAGAAAAUAACUAGCCCAGGGCAUCACCUUUACUGUUCCUGUUAAUCUGUUUGGGCUGAAUGACGGCCCAAUGUAAAGCGGUAAAGCUAUAAACGAUGGUGUGGUUUGCCAGUCGGCUUCUUGCUUUGCAUAUUGAAUCGAUAUCAUUUAAAUGAACUCCACACGUCUGACUGAUCCAUUGUGACGCCAACGCUGAUCUAUCAGACGACCUGACGCUAUUCUACUGACUACACAAUCUAUCCGAAGACCUGAAGUUAUUCUACGGGCUACACCGAUCUAUCCAAAGACCUGAAGUUAUUCUACGGGCUACACCGAUCUAUCCAAAGACCUGAAGUUAUUCUACGGGCUACACCGAUCUAUCCGAAGACCUGAAGUUAUUCUACGGGCUACACCGAUCUAUCCAAAGACCUGAAGUUAUUCUACGGGCUACACCGAUCUAUCCAAAGACCUGAAGUUAUUCUACGGGCUACACCGAUCUAUCCAAAGACCUGAAGUUAUUCUGCCGGCUGCACCGAUCUAUCCGAAGGCGUUCCGUUCUCCUGCCGGUCAGCAUGCAGCCGUUACCGCUGUGGAGUUUGGUUUCGCUCUUGGCGUGUUUCCACGGCGCCCAGCGCAUGGCCGCCACGGUGGUGCAGGACUUCAACCACGUGGAGCGGUGCAAAGACUCGCUGUACAUGGGCACGCCGCCGCGGGGCUUCCUCAGCCCCAGCCUGAAGAGGAUCUGCCAGCGCUACGCAGACCGGCCGCGCUACGUCACCCUGUACAACCCGCGCCUGCGCAUCCCCGUCUACUCCGCCUACACCUUCAAGAAGACCGAAGGCGACCGCCGUGUGGACUACCCCUGGAUGUACGAGCCGCAGCUGGCGGAGGUGGAUGGGAACGGGAACAUGAUGCCCUUCCCGCAGGGUUACCUGCACAUGAAGUUUGAGGACAGCCAGGCGGUUCUGGACGACUACUCGGACGUGGUUCUGUACGAGCGGGGGCACCUGAACCCGGACCAGCACCAGUCGGACCCGCACGACCGGGCCGCCACCUACACGCUGACCAACGUGGUGCCGGAGAUCCGCGAGUUCAACAUCGGGCCGUGGCAGCAGCACGAGGAGCGGCUCCGCGUGCGGCUCAACAACUUCUGCCGCGGCACCGCCUACAUCGUCACCGGGGUGACCACGGCUGGUCACAUGAUCCGCCGCAACAACCAGGACCGCGUGGGCAUCCCGGAGGACGUGUGGAGCGCGUACUGCUGCACGGACUACGACCGCAACGCGCCGCACGACGUGCGGGUCCGCUUCCCCACACAGGCCUUCCUGGCCAAGAACGCCAAGGAGUUCAGCGCUGUGCACGAGAUGACCGUGCUGGACCUGGAGAUCUACCUCAAGACCAAGAUGGACGUGGACCAGAACUUCCAGAUCUUCUACGACAACUGCGUGUCCCCCUCGCCCCUCCCUCAGUACCUGCACCACACCAUCUAACCCCCCCACCCUCUCUUCUGUGGGUAGAAUUCACCAGGUUUAUGCUUCUGAUUAUCCUCUCUCUCUCUCUAUUCAUGUAGGGGUUAUUUCUGAUACAUAAAAUAUGUGAAUUUCCUUUUAAAGCCCCAAAGCGCCCAUUUUCUCUUCCAUAAACUGAAUGAAGUGCCUGAAUCCCCCCCAAAAAACAUCAUCAUCAGACUGCAGGGGAUUUUACAUCUUUAGAAGGGCAAUAUUAUCAUUAUGUUGUUGAAGUUUUAAAUAUUCUAUAUCCUCUGUUUUUAUCAUAAUAUAAUCUUCUCACUCCACUUAUAAUAAUGUCUGGUGACAAAGUAAAUUUUGAGUAUAAAAUGACAUCUCUAGUACAUUUGUUGUUUGGUUCAAAUUAAGUUAAUCCUUUCUCUAAAUACAUAUCUACAGUUAGAAUAGUUAAUAACUUUAAGCCUCAGAUGUAACUCACGUCUAUGUACAUUCCUCUAACUUUCAGGGGAAAGAGAAAUGUAAUAAAAGAUGAAACAAUGGGGA